AUGGCCGACACAGAAAACUUCGUCUCUCAACUUCCUCAACCAACUCGGUAUGCACACGCAUCGCCACAGAGACAGCUGACCGAGUUGACUGCGUCGGCAAACAACUCGCGAAGUGCGAUGCCUCCUCCGACAUUCACCAGCCAUAAGCGACAAGGAUCGAAUUUACCUGAACCAGCAUCCAAGAGGAAAACAUUAGCCGAACGCGCUGGCGAGCCUAUCAAACCUAUUGCGGCUGCUCCCAAGUCCAAUGCUCCCGUCAACACGACAUUUAUGUCCGCUGCUCAAUCACGAAAUCCUCCCACCUUUUCCCAAUCAUAUCGGAGCAAUGCCCAAUUCUCAAAAAGUACAUGCACCUUCUCGGCCAGCGUCGGUAGUGGCAUUCGGGCCCCCUCGACCCAUCCCAGCUCCAGUGUUGCACGACCAAAGUCCUCACUCGCAAAAGAGAGGGGAACGAGACCGGCCGAUUCGAGGCCUGCUACAUCAUUAGGUACCCGUGGAGGAACUCGGGAUGAUGCCAAUAACAAACGUACGGCCCCUGUUUCCAAUAACCCCCCCUUUGAUUUUGCCACCCGUUUUCCCGCGAGGAAUGAAUCCGUGAUCGUGAAAAAUGGCCUUCGAAGCAUUUCCUUCGGCAAGGAAUUUGGUCCUCCCGUAAGACCAUCGAACGCGAAGCGCGAGUUUUCAAUCACAUCUUCGGUCACCUCUCAGCUCUCAGAACUCUCGUUGGGUCGGCAAACACCAAAAGCGAAGGAGGCUCGACCUGAUAACCCUUCCAGAAUUCCUCGGCCAUCACCAUGGAUUCAGGCACUUCCGGAGAGGCCCUCGUUCACUCCCCAACCAUUUCCUCAAAUAUCUCCCCUUCCCCCCCACAAAACAAAGGCAGGAACCUUUCUGACGAAGUAUUCUGAUCUAGAAACUUGGGAUCCCGAAGAACAGUAUGGCAAUAUGGAAAGAAUGUAUGAAGAUGUCUGCAAGCAUUACAAGCAGGCAAUGGAAGAUAAUGUGGAAGCAAAAGAAAUCAACAAUACCUACAAGUCGACCAUUGCGAACCUUGAACGAGAACGGAGGGACGUUACCGAAUCUAUGAUCGCACUGAGAUGCGAAUUGGAAACGACCAAAUAUCGACUUGAGGCCGCGGAACAAACCAACCACGAACUAAAACGAGAUCAGGAAGAGGAAGUGGAAGAUAUCAAACGUGAAAAUCGAAUCGCAUUCGAAAAUAUUCGCCAGUCUCAUCGCGAGGACGUGGAUCGUCUAAAGGCUGAUCACAGAGAGGAGAUACGAGAAUUGAAGAGAAGACUGGAAGGUGAGAUUGAAAGUGAGAGAAGUCAGCGGUUGCAGGCUUUGAGCCAAGUUUCCACUCAAGGAGCCCUCGAAAGACAACGCCAUCAAAUAGACCUGGAAUCCAAAGAACAGGAGAUUCGAGGCAUCAAAGCGGAAGUGGAACGACUCAAGGCGGACCUUGAAAGAGAGAAACUUCUCAAUGAUGAUCUUCGCCGCAAUCUUUCCGUAGCAAGUGCAAAUGCAGUGACCAUGGAAGGCGCCAGACAGGCGCUCCAGGCGAAGAUCGAAUAUCUGGAAUCAGACAGCAAAUCUCAAUCCGAAGCAUAUGCAGCCAUGGAGAGGAGAAUGAAUGAAGCUCUCGACAAGGCCGUUGAAUGCGAAGAAAAACUUAGGAAGGAAGAAAUACUUCGACGAAAACUGCACAAUCAAGUUCAAGAGCUGAAGGGUAACAUUCGCGUGUUCUGUCGAGUCCGACCGACCAACAGCAGUGAUGACGCUGAAGAGGCGGCCAAGAUCACGUUUCCAGAGACUGACGAAGAAUUGAAAGAUAUCGAAGUGAAAGGCCCAGAGGAGACCAAUAGUCUUGGAAAGGUCACGACCAAGACGCACCAAUUUUCUUUCGACCGCGUGUUUGAUCCGUCGAGCAACAAUGGUGAGAUUUUUGAGGAGAUCAGCCAGCUUAUUCAAUCGGCACUGGAUGGAUACAAUGUCUGCAUCUUUGCCUACGGUCAAACAGGUUCAGGAAAGACAUUCACAAUGUCGUCAGAGGAUGGUAUGAUCCCACGGGCUCUACGUCAGAUUUAUAGCACAAGCAAAGAACUUGAAAGCCGGGGGUGGAAGUAUACGAUGGAAGGCAGUUUCGUUGAAGUGUACAACGAGGAGCUGCGAGACCUGCUCGGAAAAGAUGGUGACAAUGAAAAGGGGAAUAAAAAGCAUGAGAUUCGACAUGACAUGGCAACCUGCGAAACGACCAUAACAGAUGUGACCACGGUGAAUCUCGAUAGUCAAGAACAAGUCGAAGGAAUCCUGUCUCAAGCCAUGUCGAGACGGUCGGUGGCGGCGACCAAGGCCAACGAACGAAGCAGUCGAAGUCACUCCGUCUUUAUUCUCAAGCUUGCUGGUCACAACUCCAUCACCGGCCACCAGAGCAAAGGGACACUGAACUUGGUGGAUCUUGCUGGUUCAGAACGCCUUUCACAUUCCAAAGUCGAAGGGGCCCGUUUGAAAGAAACUCAAAAUAUCAAUAAAUCACUUUCCUGCCUCGGGGAUGUCAUUGGCGCAUUAGGCCAACAACAGGCGACUGGAAGUUUCAAUCCCCGAGAAAGUGUCAAUGGGGCAAGCGGCGGCAGCUCCGGAAGUGCUCAUAUCCCAUAUCGAAACAGCAAGUUGACAUACCUCUUGCAAUUCAGUCUUGGUGGAAACAGCAAGACGCUCAUGUUUGUCAUGGUGGCCCCGGAGAAGAAGUGUCUUUCCGAGACGAUUACGAGUCUGAAGUUUGCGGACAAAGUGAGCCGAACGCGGAUUGGGGUUGCGAAGAAGACGAAUGGGAAGUGA
Messenger RNA from Rhinocladiella mackenziei CBS 650.93, 2838 nucleotides. RefSeq lists its product as uncharacterized. Bases 1 to 2838 code for a protein of 945 amino acids. The transcript has 3 exons. Lineage: Eukaryota; Fungi; Ascomycota; Eurotiomycetes; Chaetothyriales; Herpotrichiellaceae. Gene Ontology annotation, molecular function: ATP binding; microtubule motor activity; microtubule binding. The record is from RefSeq and is a predicted model, not a curated record. Gene Ontology annotation, biological process: microtubule-based movement.